Messenger RNA from Plutella xylostella (diamondback moth), 5752 nucleotides. The record is from RefSeq and is a predicted model, not a curated record. Lineage: Eukaryota; Metazoa; Arthropoda; Insecta; Lepidoptera; Plutellidae.
UUGUUCCUAUUUCGUAUCACAGGCUGUCUCGUAAUUUUCUUCAUUUCGGCACAAGAAAAGUGAAAAUUCUAGCAGAAUUCAAAGAUUUCAGUGGUCAUUUGCACUUAAAAAUAAUCUCUAAUGUCCUUAAAUUGCAGUGUAUUGAGUUAAGCAUCUAAAACCCAAAAAUAAAAGAGUUAUUGCCAUUUAUUCACGAUGCCAAGAACAUAGUGAAGAGUUGAAGAUAGUCUACGUCAGUACCUGGGAGGUUGUCAAGAAUGUCUGUAAUAAGUGAAUCAGCGGAGAUGACUGAAACAUCGCCAGUCCUAAAAGGCGACCUCCAAGAGCAGCUGGUGGCGGUCCGCGUGCCGAUCCACGGCAUGACCUGCCAGUCCUGCGUGAGGAGCAUAGAGGGAUCAGUCAGGGAACUACCAGGCGUGCAACAUGUUAAGGUGGAGUUGGACGAGAAGGCCGGCUACUUCCGGUACGACGCUCGCCUCUGCAGCGCUGACGUCAUCAGGGAACAUAUCGAGGACAUGGGCUUCGAGACCGCUGAGGUCGUGGAUGAAGAGACCAGAAACCUCCUGCAAAACGACAUACCCACAGAUCUACUAAUAGACAUGUCGCACGCAACCUCAAACGGCGGUCUUACGGCCGAAAGCAAUUGCCUAAUAUCAGUGGAAGGCAUGACUUGCAACUCCUGCGUGCAGACUAUUGAAGGAUCAAUAUCGGAGCUUCCGGGCGUGCAGCACAUAAGCGUCAGUCUCGCGAGCAAGGAGGCGCAGGUUCGCUUCCUGCGCGGGACCAUCUCCGCCGAGGAGAUCAAGGAGAAGAUCUACGACCUCGGGUUUGACACUGAGCUGGUCACUUUGGAUGGGAGGUGCAUUGCUGCACCUACUUUUCGCCAGAGUGGCACCCUCCCAUCACAAGAAGAAGUGGCGAAGUGUACUCUGGAAGUGGGCGGGAUGACGUGCGCGUCGUGUGUCUCGGCCAUAGAGAAACACUGCUCCAAGCUGUACGGCGUCCACUCAGUGCUAAUAGCGCUCCUGGCAGCCAAGGCAGAAGUCAGCUACAACCCCACUCGGAUAUCAGCAGCGGACGUGGCUCGCUCCAUCACUGAACUAGGCUUCCCCGCUGACGUUCUACAGGAUGAUACUGACCGUGGAGUGCAACGGGCGGAGAUCCUAAUAAAAGGCAUGACCUGCGCGUCAUGUGUCAACAAGAUUGAGAAGAGCGUCCUCAAGUUGACCGGCGUGGUGUCCUGCGCUGUCGCGCUCACCACCUCCAGGGGCACAGUACAAUACAACGCGGAACAGAUCGGCCCGCGGACCAUCUGCGAGGCGAUCAACAGUCUCGGGUUCGAAGCCAGCCUGCUCAGCUCACAGAACAGAGGGCACAACUACUUAGAACACAAAGAAGAAAUAAAAAAAUGGCGGACGGCUUUCCUGAUAUCGCUGCUCUUCGGUGGUCCGUGUAUGGCGGCCAUGGUGUACUUCAUGAGCUCCAUGGGAGGCCACGGACACAGUGCCACGGACAUGUGCUGUGUAGUUCCGGGGCUGAGCUUCGAGAACCUUCUUAUGUUCUUGUUGGCUACUCCUGUACAGUUCAUCGGUGGGUGGCAUUUCUACGUGCAGGCGUACAAGGCGCUGAAGCACGGCACUUCCAACAUGGACGUCCUCAUCUCUAUGACCACUACUAUAAGUUACGUGUACUCUCUAAUAGUGGUGAUAGUGGCGAUGGUGCUACAGAAGGACACAAGUCCGAUGACGUUCUUCGACACGCCGCCGAUGCUACUCGUGUUCAUAUCUCUCGGACGGUGGCUGGAGCAUAUUGCUAAGGGUAAAACCUCCGAAGCGUUAUCCAAGCUGCUAUCUCUGAAAGCUACAGAAGCGGUGUUGUGCACGUUGGAUGAAAAUGGCGAUGUUGUCAGCGAAAAAAACAUAUCUGUGGACCUAGUGGAGAGAGGAGAUGUACUGAAGGUGGUACCAGGAGCCAAGAUCCCAGUGGACGGGCGCGUCAUAUCCGGCCAAAGCACCUGCGACGAGUCGCUUAUCACUGGGGAGUCUAUGCCCGUGCCUAAGAGCAAAGACUCAAUAGUAAUAGGCGGCAGCAUCAACCAACACGGCGCUUUACUCAUUCUGGCGACACACACGGGCGAGGCGAGCACGCUGGCACAGAUAGUGCGAUUGGUGGAGGACGCACAGACCAGCAAGGCACCCAUACAGCGGCUAGCUGACCGGAUAGCCACUUACUUCGUCCCGCUCGUAGUUUUCCUGUCUCUGCUGACGCUCGUGAGCUGGAUCAUCAGCGGCGCCGUCGACAUCAACAGAAUCAUCAACAUUGUACCGGACAUGUACCUAAACUCGGGCUUCUCCCGCUGGGAACUAAUCGUCCAGACUGCCUUCCACUUCGCCCUGUCUGUCCUGGCCAUAGCCUGCCCCUGCGCGCUGGGGCUGGCCACGCCCACCGCCGUCAUGGUGGCCAGUGGAGUCGGGGCCAGGAACGGGUUGCUGGUCAAAGGCGCUGAGCCGCUGGAGAAUGCGCAUAAGGUGAAGACAGUGAUCUUCGACAAGACCGGCACAAUAACCCGCGGCACGGCGACCGUGGCCAAGCUGUCGCUGCUGACGUCACCGGCGGCGCUGGGCGAGGUGCUGGCCUGUCUGCUCAGCGCCGAGCUCAACUCCGAGCACCCUGUAGCUUCAGCGGUAGUAACCUUCUGCACAACAGUGGUGGGUCGGUCUUCAGCCGGCCGAUGCUCGGGCUUCACGGCCGUGCCGGGCUGCGGGCUGCGCUGCCGGGUGACGGCUCCACGGGCUGCUGUCAACCUGAACAAUCUGAUUAAUAAUGUCGACGGAGCCACAUCAGGCACCUUCAUGCUACACAGCGUGCCGGUGGAGCUGAUCCCGGCAGACGGCGACACGGCGCUCACGUCGGCCGCCGCGGCGCGCCGCCUGGGCUCGCUCAUACACACGGGACAGGGGGAGGAGGAGACAGAAUCGCUUGUGCUAGUCGGCAACCGGGAGUGGAUGGCUCGCAACGGCAUCACUGUACCCAGGAGAGUGCACGAGACCCUACUCCGAGAUGAGGAGCUGGGGAGGACGGCUGUGCUGUGCGCUAUUGAUGACGAGCUAGUCUGCACAAUAGGCGUGGCGGACGAGGUGAAGCCCGAGGCGCACCUCACCGUGUACAGCCUCAAGAAGAUGGGGCUGGAGGUGUGUCUGCUGACCGGCGACAACAGGAAGACCGCUGUGGCUAUUGCUAGACAGGUUGGAAUAAACAAGGUAUACGCAGAGGUGCUGCCGACGCACAAGGUGGCCAAAAUACAGAAACUGCAGGAGCAAGGCCAGAAAGUUGCCAUGGUGGGUGACGGAGUGAACGACUCGCCGGCUCUAGCCCAAGCGGACGUGGGCAUCGCCAUAGCCAGCGGCACCGAUGUGGCGGUGGAGGCCGCCGACCUUGUGCUUAUGAGGAACGACCUCCUCGACGUGGUGGCAUGCCUCGAGUUGUCCCGCACGACGGUGCGGCGUGUCCGUCUGAACUUCCUGUUCGCUUCCAUCUACAACCUGCUGGGGAUUCCCCUGGCUAGUGGAGCCUUAGCUAGCUACGGGUUUAUAUUGCAGCCGUGGAUGGCGUCAGCAGCUAUGGCUAUGAGUUCUGUGUCUGUCGUUUGCUCAAGUUUAUUACUCAAAACCUUCAAAAAGCCAACAGCGGAACAGCUAAGAACGCCCGAAUACGAGCAAGCGAAAAUGGCGGAACUAGACUCUAUAACAGUGAGCCGAGGCCUCGACGACGGUAUCACGACGGAGGGCCGUGGCUCCACGCCGCUAUCCAAGUAUGUACACGGCCUGCACCACAGGUUACUCGGCCUCAGAUGUCGUUGUGAGUCUUUGAAGCCACUUAAAAGAGGGGGUCAUAAAGAUAGUUACGAUGGCUAUUUGGCAGGACCAAAGCUAGCAACGGGUGUCUCUUGCAAGAAGAAGACGACAUGAUGACCGUCUCUUUCAUUCCCAAGAGGCCGACGAGACAAGAACCCAGUUUAAAUGGAUAAAAAAAUAUUCUAAACAUAUUUACUGUUCAACAGACUUCGAGCGCUCAAAUACAAAUAACAGGCAUAUAAAAACGAUUUUAUGAUAAGGGUAGCUUUUUCCAUCAGAUAAGAUAAGCGCUAUGCUACGUUGCUUUGUAUGCAUUUGAUAUCCACCAAUCAUAUUCAUAGCUUCACAUAGCACGUAUAUGGCGGAAAGGCGCCCUAAAGAAUAACGAUUAUUCAUUCAAAAUCAAACUGAUCAAAACCCCAUUGGAUUAUUGUAUCGAGAUUUGAUCGCUUCUAGUCUCUAAAAUGCGGUUGGCUGACUUCAGGCGGUCUCAAGAAAAUGAUGUUCUUACGUUAGUGACGAUUUUCUCGAGCAAACAAUUUAAUUGCUUUGAUUACUCAACAUUCUGACGCUAUGAUAUCUACGUGUUGCAAAUUAUUACAUUUAUAUUAGCGUCGUAGGUAAGACUCAGUUUGCAUUUCAAAUAACACUCAACUUUUAUGUAUACAUAAUUAUAAACUACUAGGGGCUGGUUUUUCAAUAGUCAGAUAAACGUUAUCUGAGGAAUAAAAUUGUUACUGUCACUGUCAAAUACAAACAUUUAGAUGACAGCAUCAUAAUUAUUCCCCGGAUAACUUUUAUCUGGCUGAUGAAUGAAUGAUUGGUCCGACCGAUUUCGGCCAUGGCGACCACUUCGACCCCUAGUUCUGUUAUUUUUUAUCUGGCUAUUGAAUAAUCAGCCCUAAAUAAGAUUUUUUUCUCCCAAGAACCAUGUAGUCACUUGAUAAGUUAAAUUAUUUUCAGUCUAUGCGUUAGAAAGCCAUGUUUUCUGAUAUUUUAAGUAACCAGUGCUUGUCCUACAAUAAUCCAGUCAGAAAAAUAUAGAAAUACCUAACCUACAAUAGUUUUUAGCAAAAGGAAAAAUGUAUGCAUUGGUGAUUUAUAAACUGUAUACUAUAUGAUGAUUUUUGUGUGCUCUAAACGUUCAAUAUUGCCUUCUUGUACUUUUGUAAACGUAGAAAUACAUUUCUAGCGAAAUUUCUUAAACCGUACCUAUAAAUUAACCGUAAUACCUGAUGUAGCCAUAAUUUGUAUAUACAGUUACCAUUUUAUAUACCUAAAAUAUUACAGUUUGUAUUUGUAAAAUGUACCUAUCUACUUUAGGACUCAAUCAUAACAUAAUACAAUUUAAAUGUUGAGUAUGUCUACCCUAUCCAUUAAAGGGGAGAAAUAUGGGUGAUAUAGAUAUAUAGAUAGAUAGAUAGAGUAUUCUUUAUUUUUACACACGCAUAAAAGAAACUUAAGGCUUAAACUAAAGGUAUAAUGUAUUUUUAAACCAUAAAAAACAGGCUAACUUAAUUUUAAGACUCAUAUAUUAUGCUAAAAGUAGACUUCUGUAAAUAUAACAUAAUAAUAUUGUAAAGCGUAAAUGGGGAUUAGUAUCAAAAGGAUUUAUUUUUGCCUGUGACGAAAUAUCACAAAAUUUUUAAUAACAGUAUUUUUGAAUAAUUACUUUAAAGAUGUGCUUCCUAUAAAAAAUCCUACUUGUAAAAAAAAUCUAGCCCAAAGACUAAUUUGAGUAAUUUAGAAAUCUAGUUAUUUUCUCAAUUAUACUAUGUUUUGUAUAAUUUAUAAUAUUUACGAGAUUUAAUUUUGUAAGGAUUACGUCAUAUUUACUUACAAUGAAUAUAUUUUUUGUAGAGAAAAGAAGGCAAAUAAAAGUGCAUUUUAUUUUUGGA